AUGAUCCUGGACAAGGUCGACUUCUCGCAUAUCGCAAGUGCUUUCAAACUGCGCGAUUACACAUAUAGCGGAUGUAAUCCUGCCAGCUUAUCAAUGCCUGUAGGCCACAACGUGCAGAACCUGAUGCUGCAGCUCGAGAAAGAGAUAUCUUCGAGCGCGCAAAACAGCGACGUCGAGCAGAAGCAGAACAAGCAAGACUCAAGUUGGCCAAGAAAGAAGCACGAACACGUAUCCGGCAGUUUGAAGACCAACGACGAAUGGAUGACAUCGACAUCAGAACUCCAGAAAGAUCUACCGAUAUCGCAGAGAGGGACUCAGCAACGCAGAGACUGUCGCAAAGAUCGUCUCCAAGUGGAGAGCCAGAGCCAGAUGGUCCAAAGCACUCCAGAAAGUCAGAAGCAUAAGCUCAGGAAGCUUGAACGUCUCACCAUCCGGACAACCUGCGCGAAUGCAGCCAGACCUACUGUGUCCAGGCACCCCAACAAGAACACGCGCAUCGUCCACAAGUUCAGUAAUGAGUGCACCGCAUUCAGAUACUUCUCUCUUGAAGCAGCAUUCGAACGACUUGUUGUCACCGCUGGCUCCAAGAAGAACCCGCGCCUCGUCGACUGA
Aureobasidium namibiae CBS 147.97 is the source of this 612-nucleotide messenger RNA. RefSeq lists its product as uncharacterized. The coding region runs from base 1 to 612 and encodes 203 amino acids. The record is from RefSeq and is a predicted model, not a curated record. Lineage: Eukaryota; Fungi; Ascomycota; Dothideomycetes; Dothideales; Saccotheciaceae. The transcript is spliced from 3 exons.